Molecule: messenger RNA, 812 nt
Organism: Serpula lacrymans var. lacrymans S7.9
Lineage: Eukaryota; Fungi; Basidiomycota; Agaricomycetes; Boletales; Serpulaceae
Gene: slh9
Product: hydrophobin
Exons: 4
Coding region: 321-671 (116 amino acids)
Cellular component (GO): fungal-type cell wall
Molecular function (GO): structural constituent of cell wall
Source: RefSeq, a predicted model, not a curated record
AUGAAGAAACGGAUAAACACGUUUCGGUCUCGAAAGGCCGAGGACUGAUGAGAUACCUGGGCCUCAACCAGGUUCAUCACGGGGCGAAAGGGCUUGUCCAAUAGGGCAAUCUCGGUGACCUUCAGGCGCGCUUAUUACUCACCAUAAUUAGGUACUAUGCCGGCAUCAAUAAAGCCAUGUUUUCCGGCAUGUCAAAAACCUAUAAAGACCCGUUCCACUGCGCUGUAUAAUCAUCAUCCAGCACUUCUACCUGCUUUACUCUCGAGUCCAACACUCUUACCCAGACACUCAUUACUCUCCAAAGCCAGCUCAUUAACAAAAUGUUCGCUCGCAUCUCCACUCUCUUGUUCACCCUCCUCUUCGCUCUCAUGGCUAUCGCCAGCCCUAUCGUUGAGCGUACCGGCAGCACUGUUAACCAGUGCAACACUGGUUCUAUUUCUUGCUGCAACAGCGUCCAAGACUCCAACUCCACUGCGGUGACGGGUCUCUUGGGUCUCCUCGGCGUCAGCCUCGAGGGCAUCGUUGGUCAAGUUGGCUUGAGCUGCUCUCCUCUCAGCGUUAUCGGAGUCGGCGGUGCAAGCUCUUGCAACGCCGAACCUGUCUGCUGCACCAACAACCAAUUCAACGGCUUGAUCAACCUCGGUUGCUCGCCCAUCAACCUCAACCUCUAAAAGGAUUAGCUAUUAGUCGUAAGACUAAAAUUAGCGGAUGGACAGUGUUAUAGGUACCAUAUAGUUUACAGUUGUUCGCACUGCCGAUAGUUGGUUUUUUUGGGCUGCGAUUUCCAUAAUAAUAAAGGGUUUGAGUCGUUU